Molecule: messenger RNA, 2767 nt
Organism: Chiroxiphia lanceolata (lance-tailed manakin)
Lineage: Eukaryota; Metazoa; Chordata; Aves; Passeriformes; Pipridae
Gene: RELL2
Product: RELT like 2
Exons: 8
Coding region: 701-2065 (454 amino acids)
Biological process (GO): positive regulation of p38MAPK cascade; positive regulation of cell-substrate adhesion
Source: RefSeq, a predicted model, not a curated record
UUCCUGCAGGAAUGCUACUCCCCCUGUGUGGGUUUCCAUUCGGAAUACCAGUUCCUGAGCAUGGUGCAAGGAUCAUAGGAUGGUUUAGUUGGAAGGGGCCUUAAAGCUCAUCUUGUUCCAACCUUCAGAGGAGACCCAGAACCCUGUUGGGGGCAUUCAGAGCAGCCACCUGGCAUGGUGGGCACCAAGUCCAGCACCCACCACUGGCAAAAAAUUUAAAGGACUUAAAUUUAAAGAUUUAAGUUUAAAGGAUAUAAUUUUAAGGGAUUUGAACGUGCUGCACAACACGGAUGUGCUGGGAACUCAUGGAACACGGUGUGACGUCUCGGUGUGACGGUUGUCCUGUCACUGCCCCUCAAGCUGCUGCCACCAGAUAACGCCCGGCCAGGGACACGGAGCCACCCAAGGAAGCACGUCCCAACACCCAUCUGGGGGGACAGGGUGAGGAAGGGAGAAACAUCCCUGCUUUCAGCUGGGAUUCCUCAGCUGGCUGACCUCCCUUCUGGAAGCCGAUCACUGCUCCGGGCAUCUUCACGGGUCUUGGAGCAGAGCAAGGGAAGCAUCAGAGCAGGAUAUUUUUAGAUGCUCUUUGUGCUCAGAGAGCAAAACCACACUGUGGUUUAACGGCCAUUAGCUGCUGGGCAUGUUGGGAAAGCUGAAAUAAGGGCUCAGGAUUCAGAGAGAUGUUGGACACCAUGGGAUGGAGCAGCUUUGCAGACACGACGGCGAUUUUUGGGCUGAGCAUCGCAGCGAAGAUCCCCGGAGGAGCCUGCCUGUGGGAUUCCAGGAUCCGGGCAAUCCAGCCUGUUUAGCUGCCACGUGGACAGUCAGCGGGGCCGAGGUGGCCCAUCCCCUGAGUGGGUGCAUUCCCACUGUUUGUGGGGUGACAUUGGCUCCGAUGGCUGUGGAGGAGAUGUGGGAAGAGAGCGGACGAGAGAUCCGCAUGUCAGACCAGAACAGCACCGACGAUGGGGAGUCAGACCCCCAGCACAGCCUGUCUAUGGUCUUCCUCCUCGUCCUGGUCUUCUUCAUCAUGGGGCUGGUGGGUUUCCUGAUCUGCCAUGUCCUGAAGAAGAAGGGUUACCGGUGCCGGACCUUCCGGGACGAUCUUGACCCAGAUAACAAAGAUGUGCUGGCAGAGCUCCAGGACAAUGAAGAGGAGGAGCUGAACGAGGACACCGUGGAGAAGAUCGUGAGGUGCAUCAUACAAAACGAAGCAAAUGCAGAGGCUCUCAAGGAGAUGCUGGGGGAAAAUGAAGGGGACGUCCCAGUGCCAGUGAGCCUUUGUCCCCACAGCCAGGAUGGGGGCCCACCACACCACCACACAGUGCACCUGGGCUCCACACAGGCCCCCUGCAUCCACUGCAGCCGCAGGAAGAGGCCCCCACUGCAGCGACAGGGACGGUCCAAGGAGGGCAAAGGCCGGAUGCAUCCCGGAGAGACCACCGUCUUCUCAGUGGGCAGGUUUCGCGUCACACACAUCGGGAAGAAACCCGCUGUCCAAGAGCAGCAGGACGGCCCCCUGCCCGACGGCAGCCGGGAGCUGAGCACGGAGGAGCUGGAGCACAGCAGCGACCGGCUCCAGCGGGAGCGGGCCCUCAAUGGGACUGUCCCCACGGGGGAGCUGCAGAACGGAGACAUCCAGAGCGGCAAAGGUGUGGAGCAGAGCCUCUCCACCACCCCGGCCCCCAACACACCCGCCAGCUCUGGCACUCGCGACAGCCGUCGAGCGGGCACGGGGUCCGGCAGGGCGGGCUCGCCGCAGGAUGCUGGCACUGCUCCCGGGAGCCUGAGCCGCCAGAGGAGGCUCCUGAGCCAUCCGGCGCUGGGAGGGUCGAGUCCCAGCAUCCCGGGAGAGCUGGCGCGGGAAGGAGCCGGCAUGUGCCUGGAGGAGGUCGGACUGGGGUCGGCAGAUGAAGUGUCGGAUAUUCACGGGAGCCUGAGUCUGCACGAACAGGCUGAGGAGUUGGGGAGAGACGACAGCAGCAGGAGACAGCCUGGAGUGGAGGACCAGGAGCAGCAGGAGCCCAGCGCCCCGGAGAAGGACUGGAAAUCAACGGUGUGACCUCCUCUCCGCUCCCGGCUGGAGCGUGGACAGGAGGCGCGCAGCCCCCGGCCCCCACGCCGGGCGGGGGGCUCUGCCGUGGGGCAGCCGCGGGGCAGCCGGCCCCGGCCCCGGGUGGGCAGCUACGCGCUUGGCAUGGCCGGAGCGACGCGCCGGCGCUACCGACAACCGCGCUCGGCGCCAGACCUCAUCCCAUUGGCAAUAAGUACCCGAUCCCACCCACCGCACCCGCCCCGGAGACCCCCCCGGGGGGCGGGCGGGCAAGGCAGGGGCAGGACAGCACCCUGCCCCCGCUGCCCACCCGGCCCCUGCGGCCCCCCCAGCUCCGGGGCAAGGAUCAGAGCGGGGGCUGCAGCGAGGGGCGGGGAUGGAGGCAGCGGCUCGGGCCCCCCCGGGCGGGGGGCAGCACCCCCCCACCCACCCGGCACGUUCACUGCAGAGCACAGCCCCCCCGGGCACCCCUGCCACGCAGAGCGGGCACAGGCACAAAUCCUGCACCGGCGAGGGACCCUGCCGGUCCCCGGGGGAUGCUGGCGGAGACAGGAGCUUCCAGCCCCAUCCCAGCACAGAGGGGCCGGAGCCCGGCCCAGGGGCGGGAUCACCCCCUGGCCAGGCCAGCGGGCAGCCCCGGUGCCUGCCCGAGCUUCGGUGUAACCGCCCUGUACAUAGACGAGCUACAACCAUUAAAGCUGCUGAACCCCU